AAUAAUGCUACAUACAUGGUAUGUAGUUCUCUCCAUAAGGUUUAAGAUUACUUCCUUUCCCUAUUCAUUUCAUAUACAAAAACCUUUGACAGCUUUGCUUCCAUUUUUCCUUUUACGUACCAGUUAUAAGCAUCAAUCAACAGAGCUUUAGCAAACAAAAAAAGAAGCCAGAAAUUUAGGGGAAAAAAGAAAAAACAGAUAUGUUAGACAGAAACAUAUGGGGUGGUUCUUUUGAAAUAACCCCCGCAACUCCAUCCUUCGACGACGGCGACGUUGACUGCGACAGAGGAGCGUACAGGUCGCAAUCAGAGGAGGAGGUGAAACAGAGCUGGCUGUUGAGACCAGACAAAGAGACUGAGAGGAGGAAAAAGAGAUCGAGUUACGUGGACGGCAUGAUAAUAAGGACUUUGUUUGUUGUGGUAGUUUUGGUGGGUUUUAUUGCCGUCGUUGUUACAGUCGCGACCAAAAAUAACAGUCACUGGCAUCCGCUGCCUGGCCCUGACAACUAUACCAUCGCACUCCGUCAGGCGCUCAUGUUCUUCAACGCCCAACGAUCUGGAAAACUUCCGAAGGAAAAUAAUGUUUCAUGGAGGGGUGAUUCCGGCUUGAAGGAUGAAAUAGUUGGUGGCUACUACGACGGAGGUAAUGCCAUCAAGUACACCUUCCCAGCAUCUUUUGCCAUGACCAUCCUGAGUUGGAGCGUGAUCGAAUACAGUGCAAAAUAUGAAGCUGCUGGAGAACUAGACCACGUCAAAGGCAUCAUUAGAUGGGGCACUGACUACCUUCUCAACGCCUUCAAUUCCUCUAGUAAAUGGAUAAGCAAUAUAGCCUCACAAGUUGGGGGAGAGCAUGAUCAACACUGUUGGAUGCGACCAGAGGACAUUGAUACCGAUAGUAACUACCCACGUCAUGCAACCUGGUGUUACAACUGCCCAGCUGUGGCCGCAGAGACGGUAGCUGCAUUAGCUGCUGCAUCUAUUGUAUUCAAGGAGAGUGGAGACUAUUCAAAGAAACUUGUCCAUGGUGCUGAAAAGCUGUUUCAGUUUGCUACUAAAGGUCAAGGUGAGAAUUAUAAAGGAAUUCCAGACCCACCCACGACCGUCUACAACUCUAGCGGUUUCUGGGACGAGUUUGUUUGGGGUGGAGCUUGGUUGUAUUGUGCAACUGGAAAUGAUACCUAUCUUCAAUUUGCUACCUCUCCUGGCCUGGCCGAAAAGGACACUGCUUUCUGGGGAGGCCCAAAUCGCGGUGUACUAAGCUGGAACAAUAAGCAUGCCGGGGCUCAGUUGCUUCUAAGCCGUAUGAGGAUUUUCUUGGGCUAUGGCUACCCAUACGAAGAAAUGUUGAGCACAUUUCAAAACCAUGUAGAAGACAUCAUGUGCUCGUACCUUCCAGCUUUCCCAACCUUCAAGCGAACCAAAGGAGGAUUGAUCCAACUCAACCACGGUCGACCAAGGCCUCUUCAAUAUGCAGCAAAUGCAGCUUUCAUGGCUACACUCUUCAGUGAUUAUCUUGAAGCCAAUCUGGUAUCGGGAUGGCAAUGUGGACAGGAAUUUUACACCAAUGAAGCUUUGCGCAAUUUUGCAAGGAGCCAGAUUGAUUACAUCCUAGGUAAAAAUCCUUGUGAUAUGAGUUAUAUUGUAGGCUUUGGCAGCCAUUUCCCGCAGCAAGCACACCAUCGAGGUGCUUCAAUCCCAAACAGCAAGGUCAAGUAUAGAUGUAAAGAUGGAUGGCAAUGGCAAGUUAGUCGAAGACCAAAUCCAAAUACAAUUAUAGGAGCCAUGGUUGCGGGUCCAGAUAAGGAAGAUGGGUUCCAGGAUAUCCGUUACAACUACAAUUACACUGAGCCUACAAUUGCGGGAAAUGCAGGUCUCAUUGCUGCUCUUGUGGCUUUGACAGGUGGAAGGACUUCUAAAAUUGACAAAAAUACCAUAUUCUCUGCAAUUCCUCCACUGUACACAUUUGAACCACCACCUCCAGCACCUUGGACACCAUGA
Messenger RNA from Ricinus communis (castor bean), 1997 nucleotides. RefSeq names its product endoglucanase 25. The coding region runs from base 201 to 1997 and encodes 598 amino acids. Gene Ontology annotation, molecular function: hydrolase activity, hydrolyzing O-glycosyl compounds. Gene Ontology annotation, biological process: carbohydrate metabolic process. NCBI's taxonomy places the organism in Eukaryota, Viridiplantae, Streptophyta, Magnoliopsida, Malpighiales, Euphorbiaceae. The record is from RefSeq and is a predicted model, not a curated record. The transcript has 2 exons.